Sitophilus oryzae (rice weevil) is the source of this 1185-nucleotide messenger RNA. RefSeq names its product histone chaperone asf1 (gene asf1). Gene Ontology annotation, molecular function: histone binding. The coding region runs from base 278 to 886 and encodes 202 amino acids. Gene Ontology annotation, cellular component: nucleus. Gene Ontology annotation, biological process: DNA replication-dependent chromatin assembly. Lineage: Eukaryota; Metazoa; Arthropoda; Insecta; Coleoptera; Curculionidae. The record is from RefSeq and is a predicted model, not a curated record. The transcript has 3 exons.
AGCUCCAUUCCUACGAUAAGUGUCAUAUGUCAUUUAAUUUGAUUUUUUGACUUGAUCAAAAGUUUUCUUGAUUCUUGGCGGGUAAAUUUAUUGUGCUGAAAAAAUUGUUGUAACCUGUUUGAUCUAGAAGUUUCAUCUGUUGCUUUUUAUUGAGAUUUAAAAGUUCUUACGUUUUAUAUUUAAAAAGUGGUUAUUUAAUUAUUUUUAUUAAAAAAGAAUUGUGUGUUACAUCUUGAUUUAUAUAUUUAACCCCUAUAUCUGAAUUUCCCGGAAAACAAUGGCAAAAGUUCAGCUAUGUAAUAUUACUGUUAUGGAUAAUCCUAGUCCUUUUCUUAAUCCAUUUCAGUUCGAAAUUACAUUUGAAUGCAUUGAGGAACUUAAAGAAGAUUUGGAGUGGAAAAUGAUUUAUGUUGGAUCUGCUGAAUCUGAAGAAUACGAUCAAAUUUUGGAUUCGGUAUUUGUUGGACCUAUACCAGAGGGCAAGCACAUGUUUGUUUUUCAAGCUGAUCCACCAAAUGUCUCAAGAAUACCAGAAAAUGAUGCCUUAGGAGUUACAGUUGUAUUACUAACAUGUUCAUACCGUGCUCAAGAAUUUAUACGAGUUGGUUACUUUAUAAACAAUGAGUAUAAUGAUCCAGAGUUACGAGAAAAUUUGCCAAGUCCACCUCAAUUUGAUAAAGUUACGAGAAAUAUUCUGGCAUCUGAACCUAGAGUGACAAGGUUUAAAAUUAACUGGGAGGAGCCUAAUGCACAAGAAGUUGUGUCAAAUUUAGAGAAUACAGAAAAUAGUUCGAUUACGACUGAACAAAGUAAUAAUGCAACUCAAUCCCAAAUUCCUAGUUUUAAUGAUAAUUCAAACUCAUGGGCAACAAUGGAAUGUUCUUAAUGUCAAUUUUGUAGCCAUCUAGUGUACAUACUGUCUGAUACCAUUGUCAUUUUUGGCAAAUAUUACUUUUCAUAUAUUUGUACCUUGAUUUGUACUAAGACUAAUAUUAUUUUAUGAGAAAUUAGUAUCAUUUAAAAGAGGUUUUGAUUUUUUGCUGUUUUUUUUUUAUAAAUGUAUAGAAACAGGAAUAAAAUACUAUUUAUUGAAAUAUAGAUAUGCAUAAAUAGAAUGGGCUGUUUACUGAGUAUAGUGUAAAAUUUCUACAAUUUCUUAUUUUUAAUAAAUUUCUAGCUAAUAUA